Arachis ipaensis is the source of this 2406-nucleotide messenger RNA. The record is from RefSeq and is a predicted model, not a curated record. NCBI's taxonomy places the organism in Eukaryota, Viridiplantae, Streptophyta, Magnoliopsida, Fabales, Fabaceae.
AUGAUAGCAGGACACUAUCUUAUUGUUCAAAGAUGGAGACCUUUUUUCCUAACGACCGAGAACCAUGUGAGAAAGAUUGCGGCCUGGAUUCGCAUCCCCAACCUCCCUAUUAAGCUAUAUAACCACCACUUCUUAUGGAGGGUAGGAUCUACUAUUAGGCAUAUGCUGAAAAUUGAUCGCGCUACUUCUAUACAUUCGAGAGGAAAAUUCGCGAGGAUUUGCGUCAAGAUUGACUUGUCAAAGAAAUUAGUACCCAGAAUAUCUAUCCUUGGAAGUACGCUUAAUAUUGAAUACGAAGGUCUACAUCUCAUCUACUUCUCUUGUGAAAAAUAUGGCUAUAAGGUGGAGCAGUGUAGUGAAGCUGGUGAACAUAAGCUAGAUCAACUGGUGGUGGAGAUGGCAGGCGAGGAGGAGAGAGCGACGGCGGCAAGGAGAAGGGCUGAUGUUAGCACUGGGGAAGUGGAUCGAGAAACUCCAGCUAAUCAGGAACGCAUUGAUGAUCAUAUCGUGCAACGGAUAAAUAAGAAUCCCCCUGAUUUUGGUCCCUGGAUGAUGGUAAGAAGGAACCAAAGAAGGAAACAGGAGGAAAUCCCGAGGAAAAAUAAAAAACAAAUUCAAAUCUCUAAUGUCAUGCCUAAUAAGGAAACUAACGGUAGUAUGAAGAACACCUUUAAUGAGGGAGGAUCCAGAUUUAAUGCCUUGUAUGAAGAAAGGGAUAAUGAGAUGCAGGAUAAUUUGCAACCGAAAGAGGCCAUGCAAAGUGGAUCCAAAUUGGCAAACUCAAACCAGGCCUUGAAAAAGAAUCUCUCUCAUAAAGGACUAGAUUGUCCCAAGCCUAUUAACCAGGCCCCUGACCGAGCUCUUGUCUCAACUCUUCCCAGAUCUAAUAGGAGCAAUAUUGGGCCGUUGAAUCAAACCCGAAACCAAUUGAACAAAGAGGAAGGAGCUAAAGUGGUUCUAAGGAAACCAGGAGCGGGUAGAAACCCGCAGGGACCCCAAAAAACUGCUGCCCUGAAGAUUGGGCCUAUGCUAACAAAAAAAGGCUUUAAACCCAAACAAAAAAUGAUGGACAAGGGUUCACUCUCCUUAUGGGCUGCUAUCCAUAGCAUGGACAACGCGGUGUCUUCAUCCUCCAAGAGCACUGAUCGAGAGAUUAUGGAAGGAGUCAUUCUUGAUAGGAUGAGGGAAAAAAUUCUGUGCCGUGGUACCCCUGUGUUGACGGUGGAGGAUGGAGACGGUAGAUGGGCUCCAAGCGAACAACCAGGCACAAUCAAGGAGGGAAAUAAAAAUUCUACCAAGGGUAAGGAACCGAUGUUCCAUGCAAAGGCUUCCGAGGAUAUGGAGGGCAGCGCAUGGAGGGCAGCGCCUAGUCCGUCUAGUGAAGCUUGGAACUGUAGAGAAGCUGGAGGUAAGGGAUUUUCUACUCUUAUUAGAGAUCUAAGGAAGGACCUGGAUGUGAAUUUUGUUAUUUUGAUGGAAAUCCACAUUAGCGGUGUUCGGGGAGAAAGGGUUAGGAACAGAUUUGGUCUAAAUGGUAGCUUUGUGAUGGAGGCGCGAGGGCAGUCAGGAGGGGCUUCCAUCCAACACUUGCCAAACCUGAGGUCUGAUCACUCUCCUCUCUUCCUUUGUCUUGCCCCUCAGGCCUCUCCUAAUAAGGGAAGGAGGCCUUUCAGAUUUUUGGCCGCCUGGCUGGACCACUCUGACUUUGACAACGUCGUUAACAGAGGUUGGAACCUUCAGGGGAACUGGAACUCAUGUAUGGAAGACUUCCAGCAGGUGUUACAAAAUUGGAACCAUAAUGUCUUUGGAACGGACCUGUGCAGACUGGUGGAUAGAAUUUUCAACAGGCCUUCGGAGGUCAGGGAUAUUAAUGAGACCCUUAUCACUCUCAUUCCAAAGGUCGAACCUAUAAUAUCCCUGAAGCAAAUGUGUCCUAUCUCACUAUGCAAUGUCUCCUAUAAAGUCAUUACUAAAGUCCUAUCGAGGAGACUGAGAGGAAUCAUGGAGAAAGUGGUGAAGCCGACUCAGAGCAACUUUAUUCCAGGAAUGCAUACCUCAGAUAAUAUUAUUAUCACCCAGGAAGUCACAAACUGCAUGCGAAAUAGGAAAGGCAAGAAGUGUUGGAUGGCAAUCAAGAUCGACUUAGAGAAGGCGUAUGACAGGCUGAAGUGGAGCUUUAUCAAGGAUACCUUGCAGGAUAUUGGGCUGCCAGAGUAUAUGAUGAACAUUAUAUAUGCUUGUAUCUUGACGACUAGGAUGAGGGUUUUAUGGAAUGGUGAAGUUUUAGAGGAGUUCGCCCCCUCUAGAGGCAUCCGACAGGGGGACCCACUCUCACCCUACUUGUUUGUUCUCUAUAUUGAGCACCUAUCUCAACUUAUCAGUGUGGCAAUGGAAAUGGAUGUAUGA